Messenger RNA from Rotaria sp. Silwood1, 1838 nucleotides. Lineage: Eukaryota; Metazoa; Rotifera; Eurotatoria; Philodinida; Philodinidae. The record is from the annotation of a GenBank genome assembly.
AAUAUCUAAAAUAUCUAUAUAUUUGAUUUCUUAUAGUCAUAUAUACUAGCAGUAAGAUUAAAUCUAAAAACCUAUUGCAGAUUUGAAGUAAAUGUUAUAAUAAACAUUAAGAUUAAUCACAAAACAAAAAUUCAAUUUUUUUUUGUAAGAGUUAUGCUUCUGUAUAAGAACAUACAUCAAUUAGUUAAAUUCCCGUACUUAGAAUUUUGUUUAGAAUAAAGCAAUGAAAUAAAAUAGGUUAAAUAUGAGUCAAAACUGUACAACAUUUAUUAAUGUCCAUUUCAGAGUUAAAUGGCCGUGGGCAUUUUUUGAAUAACUUUUGAUAGGAACGAGAUAGAAAUCUCCAAUUUUCACCGUUGGAAAGAACAGAUGAAGUCGCAUCGAACUAUAAAGAUUUUUUUAAACUAUUUUCCUAUAGGUUUAGUCAAAAGUUUUCAAAGAAUUGCUUUUUUCUCAUAUGUUAAAAAAUUGGCUUUUCUAUCAAAAUACGACAAAAAUUUACAUUUUUCGAUUAUUUUGUUGAAAAAAAAUGAGGUGGUAAAUUGUGUUCCGAUGGUUUACAUAUCAUACUGGUAGUAGUUAGGAACAGCGUCUUGAUAUAGUUUUGUAGCUCUUCCUUUGGCCAUUCUAGAGCACUCUUGAAAAUCAACAAGUUGAUAUCAUGACCAUGAGAAGCAUCCUGUUUUUUCUUGAAGUUUUAUAUAAAACCUAUAGGAAAGUAGUUAGAAAAAUCUUUCUAUAUAUAUAAUUCGAUGCGUCUUCAUCUGCUCUUUCCAACGGUGAAAACCGGAGAUCUCUAACUCGUUCCUAUCAAAAGUUAUUCAAAAAAUGCUCACGUCCAUUUAACUCUGAAAUGGACAUUAGUUACAUGUAAUAAUAAUAAUGUCGUAGUUGAUGGUUUCUUCUAUUGUAUACUUUUUAUUGUUGUUUAUCGAAUAACAAAGAAGAUAUAUCUUUAGUAAAAACUAUCGUAUAUCGAACUUCUCAAUUAUUAUUAUAAUUAGUUGUACGGAUUCGUCUGAGGUUAAACAAUAAGAUCGAAUGAGACAGCUAUUACUUAAGUUCAUUUACUAACGAAAGAAAUCCUUCAAUGAAUUAAACACUAAAUAUAUCCCAACUAUAGUUUUGGUGAUGGACAUAAGAAGAGAAGAAAAAAAAAAUUCUCGGUUAGAAUUAAAGAUCAUUAUUAAACGGAGAAUGUUAUAUUCUUACGGUAGGCUUGUAAUUCAAUAUCGUAGUUCCCUUUUUCCUGUUAAGUUACUUCUAAUUUUAGCAAUUCUUUUUUUUUUAAAUGUAAAUUUAUCAUUCCUAGAAAAAAAUUGAUAUUUGAUAUCAAGAUUAUAGUAAAAAAUUCACUAUAGAAGAUCUUUGCUUCAUUCUUAUUAUCUUCUAAUGAUACUAAAAUACUGAUAAAUAUAUGUUGACUUGUAUACUUUUGAGAUAAAACAUUCACUUUUAUUCUUAGAUAUAUUCUAACAAAUAUAAUAAUAUUAAUUUAUCAUUUCUUAAAUAUGAGAAAGACUAAUUUUUUUUUUUUUUGUAUUUUGAAACUUUUCAUAGAGAAUAGAAAUAAUUAAUUAAUUCAAUUCUAUAUUUUAUUAGAAGCUGAAGAAUUAUCAAAAAAAUUUAUGGAACAAAAUAUUGAAUUACAACAUGAAAUUGAAACAUUUCGUUCUAAACUUGAUUAUAUUGUAACAUAUAUUAAUCAAAAAUUGGAUCAACAAAAAACAACAACAACAACAUUAUCAUCUUUAUCUAUACAUCAAUUAGUAUUUGAAACUAUGCAACAAGAAGAAAAUGAUCUUUUAAAAUAUUUAGUAUGUAUUAUUAAAAUUUAA